GAGCAGGAGGAGGGGGCUGAACCCUGUCGGUCUAUUUUACUUUGAAACCUCCAGCUUUGUAAAGCAGGCCAGGAAGAGGUUUCUGCAGGCUCGGUUCGGUGCUUCUUUUUUUUUUUUUUUAGACUGACAGCUGACUGAAAACAGGAGGACGAGGAAGAAGAGGAAAGAUGAUUAACCAGAAGAGCUGAGCGUUUCCACCCAAGUCCAGGAAGUCCGAAAACUACAACGUUUGCAAAAAAAAAAAAGAAGAAAAAAAAGAUGAGAGUUAGUGAGUGGGGAGGAUAGUUACCCGGUUAACCUUUGAACCUUUUUCUCCGUCCUCCCAAGAAGUCACAAGACGAGCUGUCGUAAAGAUUUCUCCAAUGAGUCCUAACGGGGGUUUGUGYGCUUAAUUAGUCCAACAGAUACACUCAGUUUUCAGGAAGUCCAGAAUAAAGCCAGAAAAGCUCAGUUAUAAUGUCUGUGUACUUUAAUCCAGGCUCAGACUCAGGAGUAAAUGGAAACGUUGCAAAGAUGGAAGAUGCAAAAGUAGAGAUUGAUGAUGGAAAGGAGGAGAAAACUGUGCCGGAUACARUGUACCACAACAUUCGUAAAACGAUAUCUCCGUUUGUCAUGUCCUUUGGGUUUCGUGUGUUCGGUGUGGUGCUGAUCAUUGUAGACUUUGUGCUCGUGAUUGUGGACUUCUCGCUGUCAAACAAAAGCAGAGACGUUGGCAACGCUUUAGAAGCCGUGUCCCUCACCAUCUCCUUCUUCUUCCUCGCUGAYGUUCUGCUACGGGUCUAUGUGGAAGGUUUCAAAGUGUACUUCAGCUCCAAGUUGAACAUUGUGGACGCCGUUGUUGUUGUUAUCACACUGGUGGUCACCAUGAUCUACACCUUCAGUGACAUGUCCGGUGCCAGCCUCAUUCCUAGGGUCGUGACCUUCCUGCGCUUUUUGAGAAUAAUCAUCUUUGUGAGGAUUUUCAGGCUGGCAUCUCAGAAGAAAGAGCUGGAGAAAGUCACCAGGAGGAUGAUAUCUGAGAACAAGAGGCGUUAUCAAAAAGAUGGAUUUGACCUUGAUCUCACUUACGUCACAGACCGUGUCAUUGCCAUGUCUUUCCCGUCCUCUGGGAAGCAGGCCUUCUAUAGGAAUCCAAUCAGGGAGGUUGCAAGGUUUCUAGACACUAAACACGGAGAGCACUACAAAGUUUACAACCUCUGCAGUGAGAAAGGCUACGACCCAAAGUUCUUCCACUACAGGGUUGAACGGGUGUUCAUUGAUGACCACAACGUCCCGUCUUUGGAGGACAUGCUGAAAUACACAGCAAGUGUGAGGGACUGGAUGUCUGCGGAUCCUAAAAACAUUAUCGCUAUUCACUGUAAAGGAGGAAAAGGACGCACAGGGACAAUGGUGUGCACGUGGCUCAUUGACAGCGACCAGUUUGAAAGUGCACAGGACAGUCUGGAGUAUUUUGGUGAGAGGAGGACGGACAAAAGUCAGAGUUCCAAGUUUCAGGGAGUGGAGACUCCUUCUCAGAGCCGGUACGUGGGGUACUACGAAACCAUGAAAAUUCAGUACAACCGACAGCUGCCUCCRCCUAAAAGCCUCAGGUGCAAAAGCAUCCGCAUCCACUCUAUAGCAGGUGUGGGGAAAGGUGAUGGCAGUGAUCUGAAGGUGAAAAUAAUUGUAAAGAAGGAGCUGGUGUUUCAGUGCGUGUGCGCCAAACAGGAGAACUGCUCUGUAUUUCCUGAUGCUGGCAACAAUGCAGCUGUUAUCAGCCUGCACAACGGCCCCACGGUUCAGGGAGAUGUGAAGGUUAUGUUCGAAUCAAGUGCUGGUCUUCCAAAAGGAUAUGAAGAUGUUCCUUUCUACUUCUGGUUCAAUACAUCAUUCAUAGAAAAUAAUAAGCUGUUCUUGCCCAGGGAGGAGCUGGACAACCCACACAAACCCAAAACUUGGAACCUGUACAAAGAGGAUUUUGGUGUCACCAUGUUCUUCUCAGAUUCUGAAUAAAAGCACGUUUWAGAAGAACAAAAACAAGACAAACUGCAUGCACCUUUAUACCUAAAAGUUAUGAUCUUUAGUGCAGCAGGAUCCACCUCUAAGAUGCUGUUUACUGGAGAAUUUCUUUUUGGCACUUGACACAUGAAAUGUAUAAGAAAUGUUGGAAAACUUCCUAUUAAACCACCCUUUAAUGUUC
Austrofundulus limnaeus is the source of this 2179-nucleotide messenger RNA. It is a transcript of the gene tpte, whose product is annotated as transmembrane phosphatase with tensin homology. NCBI's taxonomy places the organism in Eukaryota, Metazoa, Chordata, Actinopteri, Cyprinodontiformes, Rivulidae. Gene Ontology annotation, molecular function: monoatomic ion channel activity; phosphatidylinositol-3,4,5-trisphosphate 3-phosphatase activity. The record is from RefSeq and is a predicted model, not a curated record. The transcript has 19 exons. Gene Ontology annotation, cellular component: membrane; cytosol. Bases 457 to 1992 code for a protein of 511 amino acids. Gene Ontology annotation, biological process: monoatomic ion transport; dephosphorylation; transmembrane transport.